Molecule: messenger RNA, 1013 nt
Organism: Capsella rubella
Lineage: Eukaryota; Viridiplantae; Streptophyta; Magnoliopsida; Brassicales; Brassicaceae
Product: dof zinc finger protein DOF4.3
Exons: 1
Coding region: 45-797 (250 amino acids)
Biological process (GO): regulation of DNA-templated transcription
Molecular function (GO): DNA binding; DNA-binding transcription factor activity
Source: RefSeq, a predicted model, not a curated record
AACAACAACAACUUUUUCUUAUAAACAACUACUUCCUGAGAGAUAUGGAUAACUUGCUAGUGUUCGCCGAUGAAGACACCAACCCAAGGAAUGGUGAGAAGCCCCCACACCGAGUGUGUCCGAGGUGUCACUCGGACAACACGAAGUUCUGCUACUUCAACAACUACCGCAAGUCCCAGCCGCGGUACAACUGCAAGAACUGUCGUAGGCACUGGACUCAUGGUGGGGCUUUGAGGAACGUACCAAUUGGUGGGGGUUCUCGUAAGAUCAAGAAGGUAAGGGUGGAGCAACCUCCGGCUUCCCGCGGUAUGAUUCCUCAUGACAUCCAACAAUUCAAUCCUCAACAUUUCCCAUACCUUCAAGAAAACAACGAUUUUGUUGGAUCUUUUGGUGCUGCUGCUCCUUUUGGGAACCAUUUCGGUCUUUUCCCUGAUCUUCACGGUGGUAUGUUAGCAAAUGUGCCUCCAUUUCAGAGUUUCCUACCAAAUUAUCUCAUAGAUUACCAAGAUGUGUCAUUUGAACAAGAUUUCUAUGAUGUUGGAUCGGUUAACCCUAUGAUAAACCAAUCAAUUGGUGGUGGUUAUGUUGAUAAUCCCAACGGUUAUCUCAUAAGUCAAGUGGAUCAAUACGAGUGGAGCCAGCUGAGCUUCAACAACACUGCAAUCAUGGAUCCUGGCGCCAGCACCAGUGGAAGCAGAGGACCUGAAGACAUGACCGUGACCAGCGACAACAUCAAGAGGCUCAAAUACAACCGUGUGAUUAAGCAUCCUUGUCACUUGGAGAAGCAUGGUCCUUGAAUCUUUAACCGUAUUACCGGUUUUCUUUUUUUAAUAAUAAUAAUUAUAAGUCAAAAUUGUCUCAGUUUUAUUUCCCUUUUUUUGUUUCCUUUCUUUGUUUGGUUAAUAAGGUUUGUAUCUUUUGUUUCUCAAAAGAUUCAACUAUAAAGUUGCUUGUCUGGUCUUUUUCUUCUUCGUUUUUUUGUAUAAUAUAAUAUAAUUAUCCAUUUUUCUCAA